CUGGAUGGAGCACAGGGAAUUAAGUGUUUGGAACUAAGCAAGAGAAGGGGGGCAGAGCCCAGUUAUAUACCAAGGUAAAAAUUCUUUGGAUUUCCUCCUGUAGGUAAAAGGGCCUUGAAGAAUACAAGAAAUCAAUGGCAUGAUUAGAGUUAUGAUUCAGAUAGCCCAUUCUGGCAGCCGGUGUGAAGGAAGGCUUGGAGUCAGGGAGGAUUAGGAAAAGAUGGAAGCCCAAACUUCCAUCAGGAGGCUGUUGCAGGGACCCAGAUGAAGGAGGAUGGAGUCAUCAGGGUAGGAGUAAAGGAAAGAAGUGAGCUGAGGGGGUGGGACAGUAGAGAGAGGGGCCUUGGGUCAACACCUAGUUUCUGGCUUUGGUGACUGGUUGGAGGGGUCAGUCACUGAGAUAAAGAAUAAGGAAGACUAGAUUUAGAGGACAGUAGAGUAACAACUGGGGCACGGGAGAGAACAUUUUAACACCAGUAGGGCAUUCCUUUCUCCAAAGGAGAAAAGAUGUCAGUAACUUUAUAGCUAGUUUCCCUAACUGUUCUCUCUUAAAUCUACCUUGUUCUGCAGCCUAUUUCCUUCAAAUACCCAGAUUCAUACAUGUACAUUUCCUGUUUUAGAACACGGUAGCUUCAACUAGUUACUGCAGGGCAUUUGUUCAUUUAUGAAUUACACUUCAUUAAAAACAAAAUUUGUACCAACGACUUGCAAGGCAGUAUGACCCAGGAAAGGUAAGUGAAUAAAAGAUAACUAGCCUUAACCUCAUAGAACUUACAUUCUAGUAGGAGCCAAAAAAAGACAUGGUUUAACCAACUCCUUACAACCCAUAUAGUAUAUGGCAAAUAACGGGGAGAGGGGGUUGAAAUUCAUAAUUAGGUUUUAGCAGAUCUGUGAAUUCCCUGAAAUCCACCCGUAAAAUUCUGUCUACACCUGUAUACAUUUGGUGGGGGUAGGGAAGGGACUUACAUUCUCAAAGGGAUCUGGGGGUCCUAAAAGGUUAAAAACCACUCUACCCUUCCACUCCAUUUGGACACCAGUGAAUAUACACAAAUUUCUUCCACACGAGAAGGCAGAGACCAAGGGGAAUGCCAGCACCACUGUUCAGUCUGUUCAGUCCACUCAGAACAACCCUACCUCUACUCAGGUAUUAAUGUUAUUAUUAUUAUCAAUUAUUAAUUAUUCUUCUGACGUGAGAAAAGGCAACACGGUUAUUAAUAGAACAACCCAGUGUUUGAAAAAAGAUGGAGAUCUUCUGUUCCUCAGUCACUGCGGAUUUCCAAGCACGUGCCCCGGUUCAGAGCGCCCGAGUAGCAGCACACCGCCUGGCUGACAUCAUCCAGCCCCCACGGAAGGGACUGCUCCGACCUCCGCCUUUUAGAUUUGGCCGAAAGAAGUCCGCGAACGCGCUGGGAAUCCAGGCCAGAUUUUCACACAUGAAGGCGGAAGUAACAGCGAGCCGGAAGUUCCAAAGCCCACACAGAGAAGGUGGGGGGUGGGGGUGGAGGAAGACUCGGUAGGGAUGGCGGCUCAAAUUCCAAUUGUGGCCACCACUUCCACUCCGGGGAUAGCCCGGAACAGCAAGAAGAGGCCAGCUAGUCCUUCCCACAACGGCAGCAGCGCUGGGGGUUACAGCGCCAGUAAGAAGAAAAAAGUGGCUGGCGCCAGCUUUACGCAGGGUAUCAGCAUGGAAGCCAUGAGUGAGAAUAAAAUGGUGCCCUCUGAUUAUAGUACAGGACCUAUGGAAAAAGCUGCCAAGCCAUUGCCAUUUAAGGAUCCAAACUUUGUGCACUCUGGCCACGGUGGCGCGGUAGCUGGCAAGAAGAACAGAACCUGGAAGAACCUGAAACAGAUCCUCGCUUCGGAAAGGGCAUUGCCGUGGCAACUGAACGACCCUAACUACUUCAGUAUUGAUGCUCCUCCAUCCUUCAAACCAGCUAAGAAGUAUUCUGAUGUUUCAGGUCUUCUUGCCAACUACACUGACCCCCAGAGCAAGCUGCGGUUCAGCACCAUUGAAGAGUUUUCCUAUAUCCGGAGGCUGCCAUCUGAUGUCGUCACUGGCUACCUGGCCCUGAGGAAGGCUACGAGCAUCGUUCCCUGAGCCUUGAGAAAUGGAGAUGAUGUGGAAAGCUGUUUCAAAGGCAAACUCUGGACUCAUGAUUUUGUUUCAUGAAAACAAACUCAUUGUGCUUGUCAAUCUGGAAAUGUCAGUGCUGUGCCUUGGAAAGAAUGUUUGGCUUUAAUUUAAGGUUUUUUGGGUUUUUUUUUUGUUUUGUUUUGUUUUUUUGUUUUUUUUUUUGUUUUUUUUUUUUUGUUUUCUGUUUUCCCUCCAAGUGGGAUGUUUCCUGUUGAAUUAAAUUAUACUUCAGUUGUUGCCUCAAGUCAACUUGUUUGACGAGAAAAUAUAAAAUUGUGCUUUUAACUUAACCCAUGUACAUCCCUGGAUUUUGCUUCAACGUUGUAAACUGUCUUAUAACACAUUUAAAGCUCUACAAUGAAUCCUG
Messenger RNA from Leopardus geoffroyi (Geoffroy's cat), 2501 nucleotides. RefSeq names its product INO80 complex subunit C (gene INO80C). The record is from RefSeq and is a predicted model, not a curated record. Lineage: Eukaryota; Metazoa; Chordata; Mammalia; Carnivora; Felidae. Bases 1520 to 2098 code for a protein of 192 amino acids. Gene Ontology annotation, cellular component: Ino80 complex. The transcript is spliced from 5 exons. Gene Ontology annotation, biological process: chromatin remodeling.